GAUUCAGAGUUGCCUCCCCUCCUAAAGCAAAAUGGCUACCAUUCACAGCACAAGUAAAUUGUGAUCAUUCGGAAGAUGAGCAAACCCAGGAGGAGGGUGACAGUUGAUACCGGGAAGCCUGUCUCAGAGGAAUCAGAAAAGAGGAAGCCCAGCGUCUUUGAAAGACUGGGACCAGGUGGUGGACAGAGAAAAUAUGAGGAGAGAGGUGAAAAGUCUAAGAGCCAGAGUCAAAGUUUAUACCUUGAUAAGUGUCGACACUGGCUACUCACAGGAAAUUGUCCAUUUGGUGCCAAGUGCAAGUUUCAGCAUGGUCCCUUUAUAGCCAAGAGACCAACAAAGAAUCGUAGCGACGACGACGGAGCAGAAGAUUUGCGACUAAAAGUUAAAGGCAGCACAGAAAGACAUCACCCAGAGGGUUCCGUGUCACCUGAAUCCAGGUCAGGGUCAAGGUCACGGCACGAUAAAGAAACCAAAAUCAAAUCUACGGUUGUUGUUAAAAAUACAACUGGUGGAGAUAGCGGAGACGAGGAUUCUGAAAACUCCGACAACUGGGACGCUGAAGUAUUAGAUUACAAGAAAGAACUGGAACUUGAAAAGAAACGUCAAGAGAUUCAGCGAGCACUGAGCCAGUUAGCAGCAUCCGAGGGAGAAGAGAGGGAAAAUAUCACCAUCGAAAAGAAGGUGCCCUCCAAAGAGAAAAUAGCCAGGGAAUCUGUGAGUUUUACCCUUAAGAAGAACAGACCGCAACCUACAAAACCAUUUUCCAGUGACUACUCAGAUUCAGACAGCAGUCCAGAGAGAACCAAAGCUUUUCCCGAGAAGUCCCCAAAGAAGACAUCCCCUCCAAGUAAGAAGAAAGGUGACAAGAAGAAGCACAAGCAGAAGUCUCCCUUUGGUAAAGCUAAAGGUCCGCUGCGGACACCCAGCCCCUCUGAGAUGGGCAAACACAAGGAACAUAAGAAGAAGUAUGAUACAGAGGAUGAUUCACCUCACAAGACCAAGCACAAGAAGAUGAAGAAGAUGGAUAAAAAACUGGACAGAUCCCCGGAACCAGAUCUGCCAAAGUCCAAGAAAAAACACUCACCUCGGAUUGACAAAUUUCAUACUGAGAAGCCAUCAAAGGCUGAUAAAAGACUGUUGAGCCCAGAUUUAGGGUCACCAACUGGCAAACGGUCACAUAGGUCAUGGUCACCAACAUCAAGGUCAAGGUCUAGAUCCAUCACCCCCAUUCCACCAAAGAAGCAGAAGAACAUUUCUCCGGGACUGGUAAAAGAGAAGGUCAAAGGUGAAAAGGUCAAACAGAAGAAGAAGAAAGGCAAGGGUAAACUUGGCGGUGAUGGGUCUGCAGCCAGGGAAAGGCACAUUUCGCCAGUGAGAAUAAAGAAAAAGAAGAUAAAGGCGGAAUUACCUUUUCCGAUAAAGAGGGACAUUGAGGAGGAUCUGCCAGCACGCCACUCCGACUCUCCGGGGUCAGAGAACAUGCCCCCGAGGUCUGUGUCCCCGGGAUCCCCCCGCCGGAAGGAGCCCCUGGAGAGGGAGUUCUUCAAGGGGAUGCUGCAUGACAGGGAGGAGGAGAAGAGGGAGACGGGGAGCAGGAAGAACAAGAGAAAGAGGUCCGAGACUCCACCACAGCGUGAACGUAUUCCUCCAAGUAGGAGUGACCUUGGGGACAAAAGGAAAGGAGGUCAAAGUCAGGAGAGAAAGUUUUCUCGCAAGGAGCAAUAUAAUGCCGAUAUCGACCGACCAAAGCAUAGUGAUGAGCGUGGGAGACGAGCAUCACCAGAUUCAUUCCGAUCUGAAGACAGAUCACCCACACCAACACCUCCCAGUCGAAGAAACCACUCUCCCGAUGGAUCUCAAAGAUCAAGAUCAAGGAGAGGUCGUGAUGAGGACAUUGACGUGAAUCGAUCCAGGGACAGGCGGUCACCCGAUGAGCGAAGAAUGGGUAAAGAAUCACGUGACAGGCGAGAGGACCUUGACCCUAGAGGUCAAUCCAGAGAAAAUUAUCGGGAAAGAUACGAACAUGGGGAGGAACAUCGCCGAGAUCCAAGGGAGAGGUUUGAUGAAGGCUUUCCGGAGUUCUCUGAUCGGUACCAGGAUCGGUCCAGAUUCCAGGAGGACAGAGAACAGUUUGAUCCAAGAGAACGACACAGACAUGAACAAAGUUUUGAGCGAGGGAGAGAAAACAGGCGGGAGAGGUAUGAAGGAAGGGACAGAUUGGUGGCAGAUCAAGGCAGAAUGCAUCCAGGUCAAGGAAGGGACUAUUUUGGUGAUCGCCAUCAGCAGGGUAUGCAUGGUAUGGGCCGCGGUGCAGGCAGAGGGCGUGGCGCAUAUGAAGGAGGCAUGCGAGAGAGAAGCUAUGCACCAGACAGACAGGAGCAGAUGCGAGGGUACACUGCUGAGUUUGCUGAUCGACAGAGUCGUCGGUCUGAGUGGGAGGAUCGUCGCCGUGGGGAGGUGUUUGGGCAGGGUCGUGAAUGGGGGGAAAGACAUGACAUGUCGCAUGAGGAGAGGUUCGACAUGAGGAGAGAUGACCACAGAUUUGAUGAGAGAUAUUUCCGAAGAGAUGAUGAGCGUCAGAUUGGUCGAGAUGGAAGACCAUUGAGCCGAUCAAUAGACCGAAACAUGCGGGAUGGCUGGAGAGACAGACCUGAUAUGAGGGAAGACAGGGUUGGAUUGAGAGAUGAACGAAUGAGAGAGAACAGAAUGGAUGAUAGACGUCGCGAGAGACAUAGUCCAUCACCCUUUGAUAAACGUGGUUACCGGGACGAUAGGUUCCCCCAUGAUGAGAGGCUGUUUGGCCGUGAGGAUGACGACAGAAUGAGAGAAGAGAGAAUCCCAAUGGAGAGAGGACGAGAUGACAGGAUCCGAGAAGACAGAGGACCUGGUGAGAGGGACAGAGAUGUGCGUGGUGGGAUGGACAGAGGACGAGAUGACAGGGGAAUGAUGGAGAGAGACAGAGGCCCAAUGGACAGAGGGAGAGAUGGUUCUGUGGACGAGAGAGGCAGGGGGAACCGCGGGCGGGAUGACAGGGGACGCGAGGAUAGGAUGGGGAUGGACAGAGGGAGGGAGGAGAGAGGUCCUCUGGACAGGAUGAAAGAGGACCGUGGCUCUUUAGACAGAGGGGAGGACCGGGGAUUCAUGGAUGAACGGAGACGUGAAAGAGGAUUCAGGGAGGACCGGAAGGGUGAGAGAGGACCUAGAGAUGAGAGAGGGUUUAGGGAGGAGGAGGACAGAUUCAGAGAUGAUAGAGGAUUCAGAGAGGACAACAGAGGAGGUAAAUUUGAGAGAGACUUCAGGGAGGAGAGAGUAGGGAGAGAUGAGAGACACAGAGAUGAGAGAGAGUUCCGUGGAUCUCGUGGAGACCCGAGCCCUGAGGAUGAUAGAACGCCAGAUCAAAGGACCAGAGAGGAGAAGGAAGAUCAGGAGAAGGCAUCACGAGAUGGAAGUCAUGAGAGGCCGAGGAGCUCAAGCUCCAAAUCAGAACGGACUAAGGAUAAAAUCUCCAAAGAUGAUAGAAAUAGUGAUAAAAGUUCAAAAGACUCUAGAAUGUCUAAAGAUGAAAAGAGCUCCAAAGAUGAUCGCUCUAAGGAGAGGGGAGAACGGAGGAAGAGGGAAGAUCGGUCCCCCAGAAGGGAUGGGAAGAAGGAGGAGAAGGGGAAGUGGCCGCCGCCAGAGGGGGAAGAACAGGACAGUGAGGCGGAGAGCGGGGAAGACUUGAAGCAGGAGGAAACUCGAAGUAGAGACUCCAGGAAACGAGGCCCUGACAAGGAGGAACUGCCACUAUCUCCUAUCCCCAAGCGUCUGCGUGAGGUCUCUCCAGCUAGUUCAUCUCGCAGCCGAGGCAGUCACAACAGCAGGCGUCUUCCGGACCGAGAUCAACAGCGUUCCCGUCGCCGUGGUGACAGUGGAUCUGACAGGGAGGACAAGUCUGGCAGGAAGGGAAGUGUUGACCGGGACAAAAAGUCACGGAAAAAGGACACUACAUCUAUUGAUGCUCCAAGCAAGUCCGAAAAAAGUCGUAGCAUUAGUCCCAAACCUAGCAAGGAGAAGAAUGAAGACAAAGCAGACAAGGGGAAGGCCAGAAGGAGGUCGUUGUCGGGGUCGAGUUCCAAAUCUAAAGAAGGAGUAGCGCCUCCCGAGGCUGAGGAGAAGAAGCCACAGCCACCUCCUGCUGCUCCUCGGAAAGCUGAUGACAACUUGUAUGAUGAAGACAACAUUUCUGCAAUUGUCUCCCUUGGAGGGAAGUCUUCCCUUGCAGAUGAUGACAGAGCGUCGGACCAUGCGAGUAUCCGGUCGGUGCAGUUCAGCGACUGGUCGGAGGACGACAUGGCGGACAACAUCCUGAACCAGGCUGAGGUAGAGAUCGAGAGGGAGGAGCGCCGCCAGAGAAGUCCCAGUCGAAGCAGUCUUGGCAGUCGGGGAAGUGCCCUUGACAGGAAGAUACAUGUCAGCCAGGAUCACAUGUUGGAAGUCAUCAAAGAAAGAGUGCAUGGGGAGUCCGGCAGCAUGGUGUCCUGCGAGGGAGAGGAGGGUGGACCGGGCGUCGGGCAGGACAAGGACAGGCAGUUUGAGGAUGAGAUGGAUGCCCUGCCCGAGUAUGAGCAGAUCUCUUCAGAUGAAGAUGGCUUCAUGGAAGAUGACGGUGAAGUACAAUCAAGUAUUGUAAACAUCCUGGACAUCGACUGGUCCAGCCUCAAGGAUGCAGCCAAGCCCAAACCCAAGGGUUCUGCUCUCCAGCGGUUCAGCCCUGCCAGUAUAUUCAGCCAGAUUGGGGUCUCACGGGCCUAUGCUGGGGAUGAACUGUUUGAGAAGAUCAAGACUGUGUGUCAGAAACAGCUGGACGAGUCAGAGAAGACAGAAAAUGAUGGAGCCGAUGGUAACAAGGAGAAAACAUCCCAGAAGUUUGUUCUACAUGACUCAGUAGCAGCCUUCCAUUGUGCGGCUCUGCGUAAACUCCGGGAGCGAGCCAGUCUCCUGAAGAACAUUGGCUCCCAUCGCAGAGCACUAUGUGCACGCAAAGACCUGGAGAUCCGGAGGAGACUUUGUAAAGUUGAUAAGGUGUUUGACCAGAGUCCAGUGUACCCCAGCCAUGUGAUGGACACCGAUCUAUCCAAGCUGAGUGUCCAGCUGUUCCGCCAGGGCCGAGACAUCACGCCGGACAAGAAGGGGCCUGAAGCAGAGACACAAGCAGAGGUGUCAUGUCCAACAUAGAUGAGGCAGAGGCACAAACAGAGGUGUCAUGUCCAACAUAGCUGAGACAGAGACACAAACAGAGGUGUCAUGUCCAACAUAGAUGAGGCAGAGACACAAACAGAGGUGUCAUGUCCAACAUAGAUGAGGCAGAGACACAAACAGAGGUGUCAUGUCCAACAUGUUAUCAGGUGUUAUGAGGUGUUAUCAGGGUCAGAUAUUCAGUUGCUGGACCACGGAGGUCAGAUAUUUCAGUUGCUGGACCACAGUGGUCAGAUAUUUCAGUUGCUGGUCCACUGAGGUGAGAUUUAUCAGUUGCUGGUCCACAGAGGUCCUGUAUUUCUGUUGCUGGUUCACGGAGGUCAGAUAUUUCAGUUGCUUGCCAAUUGUGGUUUCCGAUACUUUAGUUGGUGAUUCAUGUGUUUUUUCGUUUUAUUUGCUGAUCCAUUGUGGGAUUAUAUAUUGAGUGGCUGAUCCUUUGGGGGCUAACUUGUGACUGGUUUUUUUUGUUCCACAAGAGUCAGAUUUUACAGUUGCUUAACCAUUUGGUCAGCUAUAUUUCAGUUAUGAAUCCAUCCUGGUCUCAGUUUUAUUUCAGUUGCUUAACCAUCUGGUAAGCUAUAUUUCAAUAACCAAUCCAUCGUUGUGUCAGCUAUAUUUCAGUUACUGAUUUAUCGUUGUCUCAGCUGUGUUUCAUUUGCUGAUCCUUGCGAUGUGUCAGCUAUAUUUCAGUUACUGAUUUAUCGUUGUCUCAGCUGUAUUUCAUUUGCUGAUCCUUUGUUGUGUUAUAUUUCAGUAACUUAUUCAUCGUUGUGUCAGCUGUAUUUCAUUUGCUGAUCCUUUGUUGUGUUAUAUUUCAGUAACUAAUUCAUCGUUGUGUCAGCUAUAUUUCAUUUGCUGAUCCUUUGGGGGGUCAGAUAUUUCAGUGUCUGAUCCAUUGUUGUGUCAGCUAUAUUUCAGUUGCUGAUGCAUUGGGGGUCAGAUAUUUCAGUGUCUGAUCCAUUGUGGGGUCAGAUAUUUCAGUGUCUGAUCCUUCGUUGUGUCAGCUAUAUUUCAUUUGCUGAUCCUUUGGGGGGUCAGAUAUUUCAGUGUCUGAUCCAUUGUGGGGUCAGAUAUUUCAGUUGCUGAUGCAUUGGGGGUCAGAUAUUUCAGUGUCUGAUCCAUUGUGGGGUCAGAUAUUUCAGUGUCUGAUCCUUCGUUGUGUCAGCUAUAUUUCAGUUACUGAUUCAUCAUUGUCUGAGCUAUAUUUCAUUUGCUGAUCCAUCGUUGUGUCAGCUAUAUUUCAGUGUCUGAUCCUUCGUUGUGUCAGCUGUAUUUCAGUUACUGAUUCAUCAUUGUGUCAGCUAUAUUUCAUUUGCUGAUCCUUAGUGGGGUCAGAUAUUUCAGUGUCUGAUCCAUUGUGGGGUCAGAUAUUUCAGUGUCUGAUCCAUUGUGGGGUCAGCUAUAUUUCAUUUGCUGAUUUCGUUGUGUCAGCUAUAUUUCAUUUGCUGAUUUCGUUGUGUCAGCUAUAUUUCAUUUGCUGAUUUCGUUGUGUCAGCUAUAUUUCGGUUGCUGAUCCAUUGUGGGGUCAGCAAUAUUUCAUUUGCUGAUUUCGUUGUGUCAGCUAUAUUUCAGUUGCUGAUCCAUUGUGGGAUCAGAUAUUUCAGUUGAUUUUCAUUUGUGGUGUAAUUUUCUCUGUGUGUUGCUGAUCUGGUGGAAGUAAAAUAUUUCUGUUAAUGGUCUAUUGUGUCAGAUGUUUUACCUUCUGUGGGAUCAGAGGUUAUUUCUAUUUCCGAUCCAGCAAGGCGUCCAUUACAAGAUGGAGAUUGCUCCUGUCUCCUAGGGCUCAGUCUGGUACAGGUUUACUGACAGUCUUAGCGUCUCCAGCUUGUGUGGUGGUCAUGUUAUCAGUCUAGGUCAUCUAACAGAUCAAUGUCAAUGUCAGCAUCGCUUGAAUGUGUUUAAUAAAAUAGUUUUGUAUUAUUCAAUUCUAAGCUAGAGCAUUAAACAGCCAUUGCGUGAGAUGAAAGCUUCAUCUUAAAUGUGUGUUUUGUAUUCUGAUCUUAUUGUGAUGGCUGGCUUUCAUGGAUGAAAUUAUCCUAGAUGUCAUGUUUGUAAGUAAAUACCAGAAAUACUCCUUGAGGGUUGUACAUAGUCAUUGUGAGAUCUCAGUUCCCGUAUCAUUGUAACAUAUCAUCAGUGUGAACGAGAACAUUCAUGGUUUAAACACCCAUUUAUUAUUCAUGCCAUGUAAAUUGCUUCUUUUCUCAAACCAUGAAAUGUACCAAUUGUUUGAUAUAGGCUGACUUCAUUUCUUAGUGCUCGAUAGUAUUUUUGCAGUAUUUGUGAGUGUCAUGCCUCAGAGUGUGUGGCAGGUGAUUGUGUAUAUCAGCCAGUAGCGGUGAACGUCUGAUUGGAAAUAUGUUCAUGGUAUCAUUUUAAUAAAAUGUAAAACUUUUA
Haliotis rufescens (red abalone) is the source of this 7632-nucleotide messenger RNA. RefSeq names its product zinc finger CCCH domain-containing protein 13-like. The transcript has 21 exons. Bases 76 to 5214 code for a protein of 1712 amino acids. Gene Ontology annotation, molecular function: metal ion binding. Lineage: Eukaryota; Metazoa; Mollusca; Gastropoda; Lepetellida; Haliotidae. Gene Ontology annotation, cellular component: RNA N6-methyladenosine methyltransferase complex. The record is from RefSeq and is a predicted model, not a curated record.